Messenger RNA from Venturia canescens, 4755 nucleotides. RefSeq names its product serine/threonine-protein phosphatase 6 regulatory ankyrin repeat subunit A-like. Bases 191 to 3349 code for a protein of 1052 amino acids. The transcript is spliced from 16 exons. Gene Ontology annotation, molecular function: protein binding. Lineage: Eukaryota; Metazoa; Arthropoda; Insecta; Hymenoptera; Ichneumonidae. The record is from RefSeq and is a predicted model, not a curated record.
AUAUAGAGGAGCGAUACACUAUAUACCAAACUGUACUAAUGACUGCAGCAGCACGCUGAAUGCGCCGAGCACGCCGUUGACAGCUAUGCGCUCAUGUACCCUCUAAAACAUCGCGCGCCGUUCGACGAAAAAUUCUUUGCAAAUAUCAAUCCCUGAUGCGUUUUGAAAUAUUAACAAACCACAAGAAAAUAUGAGCAUCAGAGAAAUAACUGAAGAGCCGGCUUUGUUGCAAGCGAUAUUCAGAGGCAAUGUUGACGAGGUUCGUGCCUUGUUGACGGAUCUAGCCGAUGUACAUUGGCAGGAUUCAGAACAGAGAACAUUGCUACAUGCAGCUGCUUACAGAGGAGAUCCAACCAUAAUAGAAACUCUUUUGUUGUGUGGAGCGGAAGUAAACAAUAAGGACAAGGAAUGGCUCACUGCAGUACACAGAGCUUGCCGCUCUUGCAAUCAUCGAGCACUAGAAGUUUUGUUCAAGUAUGGAGCUCACGUCGACGUGAGAGAUCGAAACUGGCAAAGUCCUUUGCACGUUGCUGCUGCAAACAACGCCGUCCAAUGUGCCGAGUAUCUUAUACCAUGGUUAUUCAAUAUAAACCUCACUGACAGGGGUGGAAGAACAAGUUUACAUCAUGCCGCUUACAAUGGCCACUUGGAAAUGACAGAAUUGCUGCUCGCACAACCGGGUUGUGUUGUUAAUGCACGAGACAAGAAAGACCGACGUGCCUUGCAUUUCGCUGCUUACAUGGGACACGAUGCGGUAGUCAAAGCUCUCAUAGACAAAGCAGCUGACGUUGACGUCAAGGAUCGAGAUCUCUACACACCAUUACACGCGGCCGUUGCUUCCGGUCGACUCGACUGUAUUCGGCUGUUGAUAGAAGCUGGUGCUCAUGUCGAGGCGAAAAACGUUUAUGGAAAUACGCCAUUGCACAUUGCGUGUUUGAAUGGUCAUGUUGAAGCGGUCGCUGAACUUAUUCGUCAAGAAGUCAAUAUCGAGGCUGUCAAUUAUCGAGGUCAAACACCCCUCCACGUUGCUGCCGCGAGUAGUCAAGGUGUCGAUUGCCUGGAGUCGCUUUUACGAGCCGGAGCAUCGAUCAACGUUCAAUCCGAGGAUGGAAGAACACCGCUGCACAUGACGGCGAUUCACGGACGUUUUACUCGGUCGAAAAGUUUAUUGGAUGCGGGCGCGUCCCCCGACACAAGAGACAAAAAUGGAAACACUGCUCUCCACGUUGCUGCUUGGUUUGGCCAAGAGUGUCUAACCACGACGCUUCUCGAGUGUGGUGCCUCGCCUGCAGCCAGAAACGCAGAGCAACGAACACCUCUUCAUCUCAGUUGCCUUGCUGGACACAUAGAAGUUUGCCGUAAAUUGUUGCAAGUCGAUAGUCGUAAAAUUGACUCUCGUGACAUCGGAGGAAGAACUCCCUUACAUUCCGCAGCAUUUAAUGGUUCCGUCGGUUGUCUAGAUUUAUUACUAUCGAGCGGUGCGAAUUUUCGGCUCUCCGAUAACGACAAUAGACUGGCGCUGCAUUACGCUGCUAGCCAAGGACGUUAUUUGUGUGUAUUUACCCUUGUUGGUUACGGGAGCGAUCCUAACGCGCAAGAUAUAAAUGGUGCGACAUCGCUUCAUUUGGCAGCUGCGGCACCCAGCAGAUCGGACGAUAAUGGACAAUGCGUCAAAUAUUUACUGGCUCAUCGUGCCGAUCCUCAGAUUCGAGACAAGCGAGGAUUCACUUCGGUUCAUUACGCGGUCGCAGGAGGUAAUGAGCCCGUUCUCGAGACUCUUCUUCAUGACACGGUGCUCGGGAACUCGGCGAUACACGCAAUAACCGCACCGUCCUCACCAUCAACCCGACAAGAUCCACCGACGCCAUCCAUAACGCCUCUUCACCUCGCCGCUUAUCACGGGCAUGGAAAAAUUCUAAAGCUACUACUGCCACUGUCUCCGAGCACAAAUGUGAGAGAAGAUACGGGAAAAACGCCGCUCGAUCUUGCCUCGUACCGGGGUCACGAUCAAUGUGUCAGGUUGCUUUUACGCUGCGCUGCAUUCGUCUCGGUUCAAGACAACGUUACCAAACGAACACCCGUUCAUUGCGCUGCGGCCAUGGGUCACAAAGAGUGCCUCAAACUUUUACUAAAAAAUACGGAGGAUCGUUCGGUUAUUGAUUGUUGUGAUGCGAAACAACGAACUUCACUCGCCCUAGCCGUUGCGAAUAGUCAUCUCGAAUGUGCUCGAGUUUUGCUCAAAUGGAACGCUGACUGCAACAUACCGGAUGUCAACAAGCAUACGCCACUUUUUCGGGCCGUUAUUCACGAGAGAGACCAUCCACUUGUCGAGCUUUUACUCGAGCACGGUGCACAGGUCACUGUUCAGGAUUCUAACGGCAAAACUCCAUUGCAUUUAGCAGCUGCUUCUGGAAGAUUAAAAGCUCUCGCGGCUUUGGUGAAUGCAGAUACGAGUGCGGCUGUCUUGAAAGAUGAUCAGGGCUGUACAGUCCUUCAUUGGGCUUGCUACAAUGGAAAUUCGAACUGCGUCGAGUACUUGCUUGAACACAACGUCGUUGAGUCAUUGGAAGGCAAUCCUUUUUCACCGGUUCACUGCGCCGUCCAUCAAGGUUCGGCGCACUGUCUCGAGUUGUUGAUAAACAAGUUCGGUGGACAAGCGGUUGCUGCACCGCGUGAUACACCUCGAGGAAGACUUCCGUUGCAUGUCGCCGCUGCUGCAGGUUCCGUUGAGUGUGCAAGACUUAUAAUAAGCGCGGUCGGUCCUGAACUCGCCGGAAUCGAAGCUCAGGACUAUGCGGGACGUACACCGUUACUGCAUGCUGCAAUAACUGGCCAAUCAAGCGCCAUCGAAUUGUUGCUGGAAUGGAAGGCAGACGUUAGGGCCGUUGAUUCUUCCAACAAUACAGCUCUCCAUCUCGCCUGCCAAAGGAGACACUCGUCCGCAGCUUCGCUACUUCUCGAUCACAUUGAAUCUCUCGGUAGUUCCAGCGACAAUCCUCAAAAAGCUCAAAAUCAUAGAGCUCAAAUAAUUAAUAUGGCCAACAAGCAGCAACGGACGCCGCUUCAUUUGGCUGCUAGUAAUGGACUCGUUACAAUUACCAGAAGACUUUUACAACUCGGGGCUAGUGUCGUUCUCGCCGAUUCCGAAGGCCUUACUCCAGCACUCGCUUGUGCACCCAAUCCCGCGGUCGCUCGGUGUCUUGCGACCAUUUUAGCCGCUCACGGAAACAACGGAGAAACAACUCAACAAUCGCCGUCCAUUCAACAAACUUCCGAAGUCUACCUAAACGGUAGAUGCGGCGGAGGGGGUGGAGACUCGCAGCACAGCUCGGAUUCGGAUUUUUACUGACCUCGAAGAUUAACGCGGUCGCACGCUAAUCACUAAUAAUCAACGCGCGUUUAUACAAGAAAUUGCGAUCGUUCCAGAUAAUUACACAGUACGCUGUUGGAAUUGCCGUUUCCGGUUAAUUUUUUUCAAACGACACAAACUAUGAAAAUCAGGGCUAACAUUAAGGGCAACAACAAAAACUUAGGCAUAGUUUUAUUUUCCAAUUACUUGGAAAUCAUUUCCAAAAAAAUUUUUCAUUCGGCGCUGUUUUUAGUGCUAUAAUUAUUAAAAAUAUAGGAAUCAACUUUUACACGCAACAAUUGUAUUGGUUCAUACAAUAUGUUCGUACAAUAAUUACCCACGACGCUUUUGUCGACGUAUAUAAAAAUACGAAUAGAUAUUGAAAUGUAUCUUUCCGUACAAAUGUCACAAUUUUUCAGUUUCAUCAAAACGAUUUUUAGUUACCGAUUUUAUUCGACAGAUAUUUUUUAAUGUCAUUUUCCAUGGUCUUUAUUGGACCUAACAUCACAUUUAUAAAUCUAACCAAUCGUUCAUUUUUAAUCUCAUUCAGACGUUCAAAUUUUAGUCUUUACUAUCGUAUUGAAAUUAUUUUCAAGAUGCAGUUAUAUUUUCAUCCUUUUCCCCGGAUUUUUCACUUGUCAACGCUGAAUUCAUAUUUUCAUUCAUUCAUGAAUUUUUUUCAUCACCUAAAGAUUAUCUCCCAGCCACCAAACGGUUUCAGUUAGUCGAACCAUCAACACUUUCGUUUCUUCGAAAUCAUUGCCUUCCAUUAUCGGUUGGAGAAUGCUUGGACUGAUAUGAAAUACGGCGUCGUCUCGAAUUCGCGUAUUUUCCGACAUUACAAAAUCGUAAGCGAGUGUCGCUGAAUUGUAAAAUUUUUUUCUUCUCUGCUAGAUUUUUUGUAAUCUAUCAAAUAUCUACGUAUAAACAUACCCCAGCUUGAAAUCAACAAUCCGCGAAGAGACACGGUGUACGAUCAAGAAUAAUUAAAUUCGCGCACUCGCUUCGAUCGAUUAACAAAAAACAAAAUUCAAGUGAAAUUUUAUUAUAAAAUGCGUAAUGGAUUUUCAAAUGCGAAUAAGACUGCGAUCAUAGGAAAAAACAAACAACGGACAAAUAUAUAACGAAAUGUAAAAUGUGUGCAAAAGACGAAGGUUUACUCAACGCGAUUCAAUUGAACAAAGAAAAACAACUAAUAUGUAUAUCAAUUUAUAUAUAUUGAAAAGAACAAAAACAAAACAAGGCGGUUUUUCGUAAACAUGUAUUUCUAUUGUACAUACUAACACGCAAUUUUAAUAGUAUAUAUAAAUCGCGGGCAUAAUGUAAUUAAUUGAAUGACGAGGAUAAGGUGGGCGGCUCUUGUACCAGUAAUAAAAAAUUGAUAAUGCAAACGACGUGAAAAAAUA